Messenger RNA from Ectocarpus siliculosus, 1947 nucleotides. The record is from the annotation of a GenBank genome assembly. Lineage: Eukaryota; Phaeophyceae; Ectocarpales; Ectocarpaceae.
AUGGAGUCGGCAGGGCGGAAGCGGGCGAGAGAGGCGGAGGGCGCGGUAGCCGCCGUGAAAAACGGUGGCGGGCAGCGGCCACGCCGACGCAACAGGUUCGCGCCCGUCGAUGAGGCACCCCCUCCUGCGAGCAGCGGCCCGGCGUCGGCAGCAGCCCCGCCUCCCCCAGCCCAGGCGGCGCCAGGGGACGAGAUGGCUGAUCUGGCAAGGUUUCUGGGGGAGGCAAGGGCGAGGGCGCUACGGGCGGCGCAGGGGCAGACGGCAGUGCCAGGGGCAUCCCCGCCCGCCUCCGCGGGCACCAAGGGCAACGGGGCUCCCGCUAGUGCAGUUGGUGUCAACGGAGGAGCAGCCUCUGCCCCCGUGGCGGCCUCAACGGAGAGAGUCCAGGCGUUAUCUGGCGGGAGUGCGGGGGUGGGGGCGGGGGCGAACGGCGGACCGGCGGCGGCGGCAGCGGCGGGGGCGGCUAGAGCCAAGACUGCCGAGAUGGCGAUGCUAGAGGCCCAGAUCCGCGCCUCUAUCUCGAACGUGAACAGCAUGUUCGCCGCCGGUCCUCCCAAGGUGCCCCCUGCUGUCGCGGCCGGGGUCGCAGCGGCCAACGGCGGUACCGCCUCCGUGUUGCCCAAGAAGGCCAAGGACCACACCCUUAGGGGCCGGGGGUCACCCACAAGGGCCACCCCCCAGGGGGGAGACAACCUCCGCUUCCGCGAGCACCGCAAGUUCCUGUCGGGGAGGAUGUCGGGCCGCGUCAAUGCCGAGCAGCUGGACACCCCCGCCGGCGGCGGCAGCGGCGGCGGCCCGACGGCCGGGACCUCUUCGCUCUCCGUUUACUCGGCACAAGCGGAGGCCGACGAGAGUGCGGCUGCUGCUGCUAAGGCGGCGGCGGCGGCGGCUGCGAAGGAAGCGGCUGAGGCGGUGCCGGCCUUGCGAGAAGUCGGGCAGGAUUUGGAGGAGAUCGAGUGGUGGGACGAGGCGUUCUUGACCAAGGAAACGCGGGACGCGAAGGCGGCGGGAAAGCUUGAAGCCGAGGCGUGCACCACGGAUGCUCUUUACCCCGUCCUCCUGCUAGAGAACGCCAAGACCUUUAAGUACAUCCAGCACCCCAAGAAACCGUUGGAGGAGGAAGCGGCGGCGACAGCGGGGGCGGCUGCGGCUGCGGCUGCGGUCGGAGGGGGUGACGGGAAGGCGGCGGCUGGGGGGGGCGCGGAUGGGAGCGAUGCGGCGGCGAUGAAGGUGUACCUGACGAAGAAGGAGCGCAAGAGGAUACGCCGCACCACGAGGAUGGAGAGGGAGAGGGAAAAGCAAGACAAGAUCGCGCUCGGGCUGCUGCCAACGCCGGAGCCGAAGAUGAGCAUGAGCAACUUCAUGCAGGUGCUAGGGGACCAGGCGGUGGUUGACCCUUCGAAGGUGGAAGCCCUGGUGAUGGGGCAGGUGCACCGCCGCAAGGCCGAGCACGAGGCUCGGAACCAGGCGGCCAAGCUCACCCCCCAGGAGAAGAGGGACAAGAGGAAGAGAAAGCUGCUCGAGGACACCUCCAAGGAGUUGCAGGUUGCGGUGUACCGGGUAGCGGAUAUGUCGGACCCCAAGCGGCGCUUCAAGGUGGACGUGAACGCGCAGCAGAGAUACCUCACGGGAGGGGUAGUCAUGUGCACUCUGUUCGUAUACGAACCGUUCAACCAAUCACCCGCAAGAGGCUAUUUAAGGCCAACCAAUCAAUCCGCCGCCAACUCUUGGUGGCUCCUGAUUUUCCAUCGUAUGUAUGUUUGUAGUCUGUUCGCAUAUUCGGCCCCUGUGAACAAGCAUGGACCCGUUACCUUUCAACCAAUGAACAUGAAACCCGUUGCCUUUCAACCAAUGAACAUGAAACCCGUUACCUUUCAACCAAUGAACAUGAAACCACGUUGCCUUUCAACCAAUGAACAUGAAACCCUGUUGCCUUUCAACCAAUGA